This is a messenger RNA of Planococcus citri (citrus mealybug), 999 nucleotides long. RefSeq lists its product as uncharacterized. The transcript has 4 exons. Lineage: Eukaryota; Metazoa; Arthropoda; Insecta; Hemiptera; Pseudococcidae. The coding region runs from base 147 to 923 and encodes 258 amino acids. The record is from RefSeq and is a predicted model, not a curated record.
AAAAAAUACUAUUAAAAUUUGUUUACCAGACGAAGCUGUCACUGUAUCCUGCUUCACCAUUUUUAACUACGUCAUAUGAAGGAGAAGGUUCCAUUAUACCUGUAUAUCCAGAUAAUUUAAUACUUUCAACCGCCAAAAUUCCAAUAAUGGUUGGCUUUUGUGAACAUGAAGCAGCUAUGGUAUUCGUCAGUAAGUUUUUUUUUUUACGCAGAAAUAGGAAUUUACCCAACAUUUUCGAAAGGCACUGGCGAUUAGAUUCCAAAUCAUGGAUACUUUUGUGUUUCAUAGAAAUAUUCAAAAAAAGACUCGAAACCCAAUUUUAUUCAACUUUGACUCAAAAUGUUUGGGCAUGGGGAAGUGAGUUGACCGAAGGAGAUCUGCAACUAAUCAAGCAGAAAGCAGAACAGUUCUAUUUGAAUGGAGAAUCUACCGAAACGGCGAACUUGUCUGCAAGAUGUGAGAUUCAAACUGAUAUUUCAUUAUCAGAUCUGUAUGAAUCCUUAAUCAAUGUGGUUGCUGAAGACCUUCCUUCUUCAGUAUUUGUCUAUAGAUUCAACUACGAGGGUAGUAUUCCUACAAUGAAAGAAAGAAUAAUGGGACAAUUAGAUGCACCGUUGAAAGGAACUUGCCAUGGUGACGAUUACAGCUAUUGGGCGAUGGUAAAAGAUUACUGGGGUAAAAUGGACUACAGCUUGCAACCAAAAAGUCGCGAGAUGGUUGAAAAAUUCACCAAAUUGAUCACAACUUUCGUAAAAACCGGGGAUCCUAAUUACGAAGGUCUGGAAGUUCAGUGGAAACCUUCGAGCGUAGAUAAUCCGUGUUAUUUGAGUAUCGAUGAUCCAUUAACGGUAGUCGAAGGUAAACUGAAUGGAAAACGAAUGGAAUUUUGGGAAGAUAUCAAGAAACAAUUCAGCAAACGUUAAAUGCACUGAAAAUUAGGCUACAUUAAAACCACCUAUUUCAUUGUUAUUGUAAACAAUGUACUUGAAGUCUGUGCUG